AUGGAGGAAUAUAUUAAAGAGAAUUUGGAGCGGGGGUUCAUUAGACCUUCUUCUUCCCCUGCGGGGGCUGGGGUUUUUUUUGUCAAGAAGAAGGAUGGGACUCUUAGACCCUGUAUCGAUUAUAGAGGGUUAAAUAAGAUCACGGUCAAGAAUCGUUACCCUCUUCCUUUAAUCUCUGAACUCUUUGAUAGAGUGAAGGGGGCUGUUAUUUUUUCCAAAUUGGAUCUAAGGGGUGCCUAUAAUCUAAUCAGGAUAAGGGAGGGGGACGAGUGGAAGACCGCUUUUAAUACCCGAGAUGGGCAUUAUGAAUACUUGGUAAUGCCAUUUGGUCUGUGUAACGCCCCCGCUGUUUUUCAAGAACUGGUUAAUGAUAUUUUCCGUGAUCUUUUGGGUUGGUUUGUCGUUGUGUAUUUAGACGACAUUCUAAUUUUUUCUUCGAAUUUGUUUUCCCAUCGUGCUCAUGUUCGGGAGGUUCUAUCCAGGUUAAGGCAGAAUCAUUUGUAUGCUAAGCUUGAGAAAUGUCUAUUCGAAGUCUCUGCUGUACCUUUCCUUGGAUAUAUUAUUUCCCAAACUGGUCUUGAGAUGGAGCCCACUAAAGUCCAAGCAAUUCAGCAGUGGGCACAACCUCUUUCUUUGAAAGCGAUCCAGAGAUUUCUAGGGUUCGCUAAUUAUUAUAGGCAAUUCAUUCUGAAUUUUUCCAAAUUGGUGGCCCCAAUUACUGCCUUAACUAAGAAAGGGGUUGACCCUAGUAUUUGGUCUGCUGAGGCUGUUGAGGCCUUUGAUCUCUUAAAAGAGGCCUUCAUUUCUGCUCCAGUUCUUCGGCAUCCAGACUCAUCUUUGCCUUUUAUUGUUGAGGUCGAUGCGUCUGAGAUUGGUGCCGGAGCAGUAUUAUCUCAACAGCAUCCUGUCUCUGGUAAAAUUCACCCAUGUGCCUUUUUCUCAAAAAGAUUUUCCUCUGCUGAGGUCAACUAUGAUAUUGGCAAUAGGGAAUUAUUGGCCAUUAAAUUGGCAUUUGAGGAAUGGAGACAUCUCCUUGAGGGUGCCAACAAAUGGGCUGCCCCAAUUGUAGUGGUUCCUAAAAAGGUUCCUAUUAGACUUUGUGGUGACUACAAAGUCACUGUUAAUUGCUGUUUAGAACCAGAACCCUAUCCACUACCAAAUGCUGAGGACAUGUUUGCUACACUUGCUGGAGGUAAAUACUUUAGCAAAAUUGAUUUAUCAAAUGCCUAUCAACAGCUAGAGCUGGAUCCAGAUUCAAAACCAUAUCUUACCAUCAACAAACACACGGUUUUGUUCCAAUACCAGCGCUUGCCAUUUGGAGAAUCGACAGCACCAGCAAUUUUUCAGCAUGCAAUGGAUCAGAUUCUGCAAGGAAUCGAUCAUGUAGUCUGUUUUCUGGAUGACAUUUUGAUUACAGGUUCAUCUGCUGAAGAGCACUUGGCACUGUUAGAUAAGGUGUUAUCAAAAUUAAAAGCAUCUGAAGUGCAAGAUCAUGGGAAUGCAGAUGCUUUAUCACGGCUUCCAUGCCCACAUACAACAGGUGUCCAUGAAGAAGGUGUCGUUUUUCAAGUUUCAUUUGCAGAGGAACUACCUAUUUCUUGCAAAAAUAUUGCAGCUGCAACAAGUCAUGAUCCUCUUCUGUCAACAGUCUAUUACAAAAUAUUUAAGCCAUAUUUUGAAAAGAGAGAUGAGCUUUCCAUAUAUCAAGGUUGUUUACUAUGGGAAAUACGGGUUGUCAUACCACCAAAAUAUCAGCAGAGGCUCUUGCAUGAACUCCAUGAGGACCAUCCAGGUGUAAACAGGAUGAAAGCACAAGCUUGUGGUUACCUCUGGUGGCCAGGGCGUCUCUGGUCUCCAGGAACCAUUUGUCAUAGACGGGGUCCUCUUACUUUUGAUGUGCAAAUUAGUAACCACCACAUUCAUGUUCAUGUGGAUCAUCUAGAUCCAGAUAAGAGUGUGUCACUAAUACCUCCUUCUUUUUCUACAAUGGACUUUCAAGUACCUGUAGCACCCUCACAGGAAUUACCGGCUGCCAACACUUCACCCAGUCCGAACAGCAAGCACGCAAGCCUCCUGAGAGAUUGA
Molecule: messenger RNA, 2085 nt
Organism: Xenopus laevis (African clawed frog)
Lineage: Eukaryota; Metazoa; Chordata; Amphibia; Anura; Pipidae
Exons: 5
Coding region: 1-2085 (694 amino acids)
Source: RefSeq, a predicted model, not a curated record